AUGGAAAUACCACAACUCCUGACAGACAAACAAGUUCAAGAAUUUUUGAUCAAUGGUUAUUUAGUACUUGAUCCUGUAUCUCUUGAUUCUAAUUUUCAUUCAACAAUAUUUACCGAAGUUCUUUCUAUUUUUAAAACAAAACAAAAUGAACACAAUCCAGGAAAUAAUAUUCUCCCUUGCAUUCCUCAACUUCAAUGCGUAUUCAACGAUCCAAUAAUUAAAGGUGCAUUACAAAGUUUAUUAGGUUUUAAUUACACAAUGCAACCACACAGAAAUGCUCAUUUAACGAGACCAGGAACAAAAGAUCAACUAUGGCAUAAAGAUAGUUACUUUGGCUACACAAAACCACUUCGUCAUCAUCAAUUACGUUAUAUAAUGGCCAUGUAUUAUCCACAAGAUACUACUAUAGACAUGGGUCCAACUGCUAUUAAACCCCGAACACAGUACGAUGUUAUGGAUCCAGAUCAUCCUAACAAGACACUUGAUAAUAGUAAUUCAAUGAAUGAUGAAAGAAAUGAUAUUUACCUAAUUUGUAAAGCAGGCACGGUUGUAUUAAUUCAUUACGAUAUUGUACAUAGACGGACAAGAAACACAACAGAAAGAUCGAAUCGUUUUAUGUUCAAGUUCUUGUUUAACAGAGUAGAAGAGCCAGUUAUACCGACAUGGAAUCAUAAUCCGACUAACGACACUUAUGAUGCAAUUGAUGCAGGUAUAUUACAACCUGUAGUUAAACACGUUUGGGAUUGGAUGAUUUGUCGAAAUGUGAAACCAACAGAGUCAGUUAGCGAAAACGAUGUGACUAUGUGGAAAUCUCAAUUAAGUAAUAGAAACGGAAAAAUUCGUCUCAAUGCGGCGUAUAAUUUAGGAUUGUGCAACGAAUACAAUGUAUUAAUCAAUCGAUUAUAUGAGCAUGAGGAAAUUUUUUGUUUAGAAGCUGCAUAUGCAUUAACGGCUUGUAAACAUGAUAAAAAUGUUGUUGCUAAAUUACAGGAAAUAUUGAAAAAGGAAGAAAACAAUGAACGAAUAGCUUAUUGUAUAGCAUUCAUUUUGUCAGAAAUGGGGCAAACAGCAUCUGAUGCAUUACCAUUACUCAUUAACAUUGUACAAUCAAGUGACUCAUGGUUGGUCAAACAAUAUUGCUGUGAAGCCUUAGGAACUAUAUGCAGCAACGGACAGCAAAAUAUUGAUUUGGUGAUUCAGUGUCUGACAAAUAUAUUAUCUAAUCAAAGUCUUGAUAAAAAUAAUAAGCAAGCAGAUCAUGCCAGAUUUACUGCUGCGUUGUCUCUCGCUAAAAUUGGUGCAAUGGCCGCACAAGCAAUACCUACACUUAAAAAUGCGCUUUAUUUCGAUUCAAAUCGAUAUGUUAUUGCUAAUGCAUUAUUAGCUUUAGAACGAAUCGGAACACGUGAUACCUUGUCGAUCGUUUUGGAUUAUCUCAAAUUGUCGAGAUGGUGCCCCAAAACAACAGCUAGUAGCCCUUUUUAA
Molecule: messenger RNA, 1485 nt
Organism: Didymodactylos carnosus
Lineage: Eukaryota; Metazoa; Rotifera; Eurotatoria; Philodinida; Philodinidae
Source: the annotation of a GenBank genome assembly